GUCUCCGCGCCGCCGCCUCGGCAGUGUGGCCGCCGCCGGGGGAUUGCGCUGCCUGUCCGUUCAUCCAGGCAGGGCGUCCCCUCCCCCGUUUUUGCCCUUCCAACGCCACUCGCUUUCCCUUCCUCCGCCCGCUUUGCACCCCGCCCCGCCCCCGCCAGCCGGGGCUAUGGCCGCAGAGGAGGGACCGAGGGCGGUGGAUCACUACCGGAGCGAGAUCGAGAGGCUGAGCAAGGAGCUCACCGAGACGACCCACGAGAAGAUCCAGGCCGCGGAGUACGGGCUGGUGGUGCUGGAGGAGAAGCUGACCCUCAAGCAGCAGUACGACGAGCUGGAGGCCGAGUGCGACGGCCUCCGGCGGGAGCUGGAGCAGCUGAAAGAGGCAUUUGGGCAGUCCUUCUCCGUUCACCGUAAAGUGGCUGAGGAUGGAGAGAAUCGGGAGGAAACACUUCUGCAGGAGUCUGCAUCAAAGGAAGCUUACUAUCUGGGCACGAUCUCGGAGAUGCAGAAUGAGCUGAAGCAGAGCCGGGCUGUAGUCACAAAUGUCCAGGCAGAAAAUGAGAGGCUCACAGCUGUUGUGCAGGAUCUGAAGGAGAACAAUGAGAUGUUGGAACUCCAGAGAAUACGGAUGAAGGAUGAAAUCCGUGAAUAUAAAUUCCGGGAGGCCCGACUCCUUCAAGACUACACUGAACUAGAAGAGGAAAAUAUCACAUUGCAGAAACUAGUUUCCACAUUAAAACAGAACCAGGUUGAAUAUGAAGGCUUAAAGCAUGAGAUUAAGCGAUUUGAAGAAGAAACAGUGCUACUGAACAGCCAGCUGGAAGAUGCCAUCCGACUAAAAGAAAUUGCAGAGCAUCAGCUGGAAGAAGCCCUUGAGACACUGAAAAACGAGAGGGAACAAAAGAACCACCUGAGGAAGGAGCUGUCCCAGUACAUCAACCUCAGUGAUAACCACAUCAGCAUCUCAGUUGAUGGACUCAAGUUUGCUGAGGAGGGGAGUGAGCCAAACAAUGAUGACAAGAUGAAUGGGCAUAUCCAUGGACCUCUUGGGAAACUAAAUGGAGACUAUCGGACUCCCACCCUAAGAAAAGGAGAGUCCCUGCACCCUGUGUCUGACUUAUUCAGUGAGCUGAACAUUUCAGAAAUUCAGAAAUUGAAACAGCAACUUAUGCAGGUAGAGCGGGAGAAGGCUAUUCUUUUGGCCAACCUCCAGGAGUCACAGACUCAGCUGGAACACACCAAGGGAGCACUGACGGAGCAGCAUGAACGAGUGCACCGGCUCACAGAGCAUGUCAAUGCCAUGAGGGGCCUGCAGAGCAACAAAGAACUCAAGGCUGAGCUGGACAGUGAAAAAGGCCAGGACUCAGGGGAGGAGACUCAUGACUAUGAAGUGGACAUCAAUGGCUUAGAGAUCCUUGAGUGUAAAUACAGGGUAGCAGUCACUGAGGUCAUUGAUUUGAAAGCAGAAAUUAAGGCCUUAAAGGAGAAAUAUAAUAAAUCUGUAGAAACCUACACAGAAGAGAAGGCCAAGUAUGAGAGUAAGAUUCAAAUGUAUGAUGAGCAAGUGAUGAGCCUUGAGAAGACCAGCAAGGAGAGUACUGAGAAGAUGGCCCACUUGGAGAAGGAGUUACAAAAGAUGACUGGCGUAGCCAGUGAACAUCACAGCACCCUCAAUUCAGCCCAGGAUGAGUUGGUGACAUUUAGUGAGGAGCUGGCGCAGCUCUACCACCAUGUGUGUUUGUGUAAUAAUGAAACUCCCAACAGGGUCAUGUUGGACUACUACAGGCAGAGCAGAGUAACCCGCAGUGGCAGCCUCAAGGGACCUGAUGAUCCUAGAGGACUUUUGUCACCACGAUUGGCUAGGCGGGCUGUGUCAACCUCAGCAGAACCAAGGACCUCAUCUGAACCAGUUUCAAAAGAAAAUACAGAGGCCAGCAAAGAACCAAGUCCAACUAAGACCCCCACAAUCUCACCUAUUAUUACUGCCCCACCGUCAUCUCCAGUAUUGGAUUCAAGUGAUAUCCGCAAAGAGCCAAUGAAUAUCUACAACCUUAAUGCCAUCAUUCGGGACCAAAUCAAGCACCUGCAGAAGGCGGUGGACCGGUCCUUGCAGCUGUCGCGCCAGAGAGCAGCGGCCCGGGAGUUGGCCCCUAUGAUUGACAAAGACAAGGAGGCCUUGAUGGAAGAGAUUCUCAAGUUGAAGUCCCUGCUGAGCACCAAACGGGAGCAGAUCGCCACCCUGAGGGCAGUGUUGAAAGCCAACAAGCAGACAGCGGAGGUGGCUCUAGCUAAUUUGAAGAACAAGUAUGAAAAUGAGAAGGCAAUGGUAACUGAAACAAUGACGAAACUGAGGAAUGAACUGAAGGCUUUGAAAGAAGAUGCCGCAACCUUCUCAUCCUUGAGAGCAAUGUUUGCAACAAGAUGUGAUGAAUAUGUUACACAGUUGGAUGAGAUGCAGAGACAGUUAGCUGCUGCAGAGGAUGAGAAGAAAACUCUGAACACUUUGUUACGAAUGGCUAUCCAGCAAAAGCUCGCCUUGACACAGCGGUUAGAAGACUUAGAGUUUGACCACGAGCAGUCCAGACGCAGCAAAGGCAAACUUGGAAAGAGCAAGAUCGGCAGUCCUAAAGUAAGUGGGGGUGCGCCAGCCACCGUGCCCACCAUAGACACUUACCUCCUGCAUAGUCAGGGCCCACAGACACCCUCCAUUCGGGUCAGCAGUGGCACUCAGAGGAAAAGACAAUUUUCACCUUCCCUUUGUGAUCAGAGCCGUCCCACGACUUCAGGGGCUUCCUAUCUACAGGAUUUAUUAAGAGCCCCCCCUGACCCCACCUCCACAGAGUCCUUCCUUCGGAAGGGUCCCCCUUCCAUGAGUGAACUCAUCCAAGGGCAUCGGCUCAGCAAGGAAAAAAGGUUAACCGUGGCUCCACCAGCAAAAAGAGAUUGUCAGCAGCCUGCUGCCUCCGUACCGCCACAGUGCUCACAACUAGCCGGGAGGCAAGACUGCCCAACUGUCAGUCCCAAGGUAGCUCUCCCUGAGGAGCACCCAUGUUCCGGCUCACAGUGUGCCCCUCUGCACUGUCUUACUAAGCCUCCUCACCCCUAGUCUUCAUCUCCCAUGGACCAGCAUAUGAGCUGGAGGCUGUGAAGCCAUGCACAGGAUACCGCCCAGGACCAGCAGCGUUCAUGGACAGUUGGAUUACACUCCAUUGUUUUGGAAGAGUUGAGUAACACAGUACAGAUCCUGGUGUGAUUAAACAUUUUGUGAUUUCUCUGAGUCACAGAUUUAUUGCAAUCUAAUGGCUACAGUUCAGUUAAAGAAAAAGAAAUGAAAUGUCACUCAGACGUCUGGCUGAGAAAUCCAAGACAAUGUAAAAUACAUAUGUUGUAAAAUCAUAUUUCUUCACAUUCACAAUUCAGCUGCAGAAGUUGACUCCAAUAUUUUUUCAUUGAUAUUUAUUUUAUACUUUACUUUGCUACAUGAUAUGUGUCUAUAAUAUUUCUGUGAGAGAAUUAAUUUAUUUUUAAAUAAGCAUAGUUUGUUCAGUUAACUAUGGAUUUUGAUUUACUUUGGAAUUGGACAGAUAGUGGUCCUUUUUUCUUGCACAAAAUGAUAAAUCGGGUGCAUCAGAAUGUUAAUAACCAUUUUGCUGCUACACUGAUAUUGUUUAUGCAGUUAUUUUCUAAUCAGCUGCACAUUAGCUGCUGGAUUUAUUUUGAACUAGAGUGCUUCACUGGACAUUAUGAAGUAAAUCUAAGAAAAAGAUUAAGAAGUGAUUCAUCAACUUAAGUUUUGAUGGCAACUUUAAGUUUUUAAAAUUGCUGUUGAGUAGAUGUACUGGUGCUGUUGCUGGUUUGUGUGUAUGUGUGUAUUAAAGAAGCGUAAAUAACUUCAGGGUAAAAUAUGAUGCAUUUAUUUAAUCGUAUAUUUUUAAUUUUUUCCCAAAUUUGGGGUCCUAUUAUGAGUUUCUUGCUAAAAGGUAUCAAGAACAAGUGCAAAACACACACACACACACACACACACACACACACACACACAUAUAUACACACACACAUAUAUACAUACACAUAGAGAGAGAGAGAGAGAGAGAGAGAGAGGAGGUAGUCUUGGCUAGUUAAUUUACUUAGAAAGUAUGCUUUGUUGUUUUUCAUAAUGACACUUCCUUGCCAAAAAAAAAAAAAGAUAAAAAAAUCUUAGCUCAUUGUCUACUUUUGACAAACACUCAGGUGCCUACACUCAUAUAUUGAGAAAAGACAUGUUCCUAGUUAAUUUAUGAAUUCUGCUAAGUAACAUUGAUAGCUUGAUUUAAGGCAGUGAAUUUUCACAGCAAAACUUGUUUUGCACAUAAUCUGAUAAAUAGGGGCAAACAAAAAUGACAACAGUUAUUUGACUCGAGCUGCUUAACUUUCAAGUUCUGCCCACACAAAUGUUCCUAGUCCUGAUGCCUUGUUUUUGUCAGAUAGCCUUAACUUAUUUAAAACCAUAAUGAUUUCACUUUUGUGUCAUAGUAUUUUUAACUUCUCAUCAAAACAAAACCAAUGCUCACUGUCAGGGCAAAGCUGACAGUGCAGGGCACCAAGAGCAUAGAUCUCAGAGUCACUCAGCUUAAGAAGUGGAAGGGUAGCACGUUCACAGAGAGAUCCAGAUCCACCAAAGGCGAGUCAGUCAGUUAAGAGUGAUCCAUCAAAGGACAGUUACACAAAAACACAUUGCAGGAACUUGCUGGUCGCUAUUACCAAAGCAACCUAGGAGUUUUAUUCCUUCUGUUUUUUUUUUUCUUUGAGUGCUAUUUUCAUGUGUAAUUUCUCAUGAAAUUUGCAACAAAUAGUUGAAAUAGUCAUUAAAAUGGGGAUUCAGGUUAAAGUUCAGAAACAAACACCAAACAAAUCAUAGCAAAAGUCCUAAUUAAGGUCAGGUGUGGUGGUGCACACCUUUAAUUCCAGCACGUGGGAGGCAGAGGAUCACCAAGAGUUCGAGGCCACCCUGAGGCUACAUAUUAAUUCCAGGUCAGCCUGGACCAGAGUGAGACCCUACCUCAAAAAACAAAACAAAACAAAGAGUCCUAAUCAAUAGUAGCAACUGCAUAUGCUUGUUCCUGCCCCUGCUCAGCUGUUCCUACACCGUCCCCUCACUUACUGGUGCUGCAUCUGCCUAGCACCAGUCUGAGCGAGCUAGUGUUCAGUUAAAGAGAGGUUACCCUUCCUGCGCUGCUGCUUUUUCUCACCUCCCUCUAAACUUGUAUUUGGACCUGAGAAGUGGCAAAGUGGACUUGUUGACUGAGGGAAAACAUACAUUUUAACCAAGUACCUCAGAACAUCCUUCUCCUUGUCUGUCAGGUAUGCUUAUGGAUUGGAACUCAGUUUGUCUCUGUGUUUGUGCUCCCUUCAACUUGUGAUCCAGUGAAACACCCAGUCUUGUGUAAAACACUUAUUUCUUCCAAUACAAAAUUUAACACAAAUUUAUUAUAAACUAGUUUUAUUUCAGGUAUUUAUCUGAACAGAGUAAAAACCACUUCUUUGGAAAUGUUAAUUCUAUAAAAUAUUAAUUUUAGAGAAUUUUGUGAAGAAGAUAUAGAAACCUCAAAAUAAAUUUCUCAUUUUUAGUGCAAAAUAGGUAGUAGUCCCUAGAAGCAAGAGAAAAUAUCAUAUUUAUGCAGUAACAUCAUUUAGCAUAGUUUAAACUGGGCCAUAUUACGUUUAUUUAUAGACCUUUUUAUUGAAUAAAUACAGGUAGUGUUGAUAAAAAUCUGUACCUGUAAAGAUAACAUCAGGAGCCAAAAGGAAACUGGAAAAGUGAAAAACUGGUAAAACUAAAAAGAUGAAUGUCAUUAAAACUGAUUGAAGAAAUAUUUAAGGAGAAAAAGUAAACUGCAAAAUGCUGAAAUAAUAACUAUUGCAAACAUCAUGAACAGAGAUGAAUGUCAGCUUGCAGGAAUGGUUAGCAGGGUAACCUAGUUGUUUUAAAAAUAAGCACAAUUAUAAAGCCAAAAAAACGUUAGCAUGCAAAGAUGCUUUUCUACUUUAGUAGAUUCUUUUGCAUCAAAAACAAUAGUAACAUAAAAAAGAGAAAUAAAUUGUCUUUGGUCUAAGUGCUCAAAAGCGUAAAACAAAUAUUGGAUGCAUCCUUUUCACAUAUCCGAUUCUGGAUUCCCAAAAAUGAAAUUUGGAAAACUUUUAUAAAAUAUAAAGCUAUUAAAUUAAAACAAUGUACUUUAUUUAGGCUAAAGAAGAGGUACAAUAAUGAUCCCUAAGAAGAGAACAAAUGGUAAACACCAGCCAUGAAUACCACUAAGACUGUAUGAAGAGUAUUAACUCUCAGAGAAAAAUGAAUCAUUCAAUAGUCAUAAGGAAGUCUUUUUAAAAAUAUGGAAUAUUAUUGGUGGUCUGGUAAUAAUUAAGUAGAUAGACAUGUUAUGGUAAUAUAAUAUUCUGAGAGCCCAUAAUCCUAUUUUUUUUGCUUUAAAUUUUAAAAUACAUUAAAGUUCUACUGACAGGUCAUAGACUAUUUUCUCUUUUAAAAUAGGUAACUAUCUUAAUUUCUCCAGAAAAUUUAUUUAUUUAAAAAUGAUUGUUAUUAUUUUUCCUUCCAGCUGUAUUUAAGAAUUUCUUUAAAGUUGUUCAGAAUGUAGCAGUUUGACUAUAAAAGCCUCAGUUGUCUGAGUCUAAAAAACAAAUACUCUCAGGAAUACUUCAUAAGCAGAAGGUAUGUAAUCUCUGUGGGUGACAGUACUCUUAAACUCUAUUUACUUAAAAUGAUAUUCUAUCUUUAACAUUUGUUUUUUCCAUGCUAUGGAAAAUAUUCUUGUAUAGUUAAGUUUUGUUCAUAUAAGCAUGCAAUAUUGGUCCAGUAAACUAGCUUAAAAUAUGGGAAUAUCCUCAUAUAUUAAACAAAAUACUCAUGUAGAAAUUAUAAAUCAUGAAUUGAAGAAAUCAACUAUAUUUUCUACUGGGAUAAAAAUGUCAAACUUUAUUGUUACUAUCAUCAGUCAAAAUAUUUAAUCUGUCUCAGAAAGACAUCAAAAGGCAAAGCUGGGGUAUAGCUCAGUGGUGGAGCAUCCGCCUGGCUUGUUUGCUGCCCUGGGUUGCAAUCCCAGAACUUCAAAACAAAAUAAAACAAACCCUAAUACAUUUCCAGCACUGACCUUUGCUGAUUCAAUCCAAGGAUGUCACAAAUGAAUUGAUACUGUGGAUGCAACAAAAUUCAAAGGAAUACCUAAAGAAAAGGGUCACAGUUCUAGAAAUUUUGCUCGCCAUUUUUUGUAUGUUUGUUUAUAAACGAGUGAUAUAUAAUAAUCCUGUAUGCAAGGAUUCAAAAAGUUACAGUAAAAAGUUUUCCAGUACAGGAAACUGCUGCCCUGGAGUUAUGACUGUUAGUGUGUCCAGGGCUAAUGCUGACCAUCCAUACUUUGAAAUUAGUGUCUGGAUAUACAAGACCAACCUUGCUCCCUUUGUACUUUUCCAGCUUCUGUAAUAAUGUCCCCAGAUGAGUUGCCUGAAGUUCAAUUCUUCUUUAAGUGCCACCUUAACUGCCAUAGUCCCUGACAUAAUUCAUUUGUAGCCAGAUUCUGUCAUUUUAAUACCUGAGAGAUUUCAACCAAGAUAUCUUUUUCAUUCUGUUACUCAGUUAUCAUGGGUAUUAAGAUAUGUUGUUUCCUGGUUGAGAAUUUUCCACAAGUGGUAGUGUAUUUAAGAAGAGGAGCAACUAACUGCCUUUUGUAUAAGACGUUUGCAUGAAAUAUCUCACAUCAUGCAAGCUUUCCCAUACGUUAACAUGUACACUAGAAAUCUCUCCAUAGGAAUGUAUAGAGACUGUUCCCUGCACCAGGUCUCCUUCCACACUGAAAUGCAUGGCUCUAGUCCUCAGUGUAUUUUUAAUCCCUCUCCUCUGGAGUUAUUUAAAAUCAGUCCUACUUGAAAUGAAGCUUGGAUGGCCUGCUGAGUCAGAUUAUUUUUGAGAUUGAAGUUUAAUUGCUAUACAGCACUUGAGAAUUAAUUUUAAUUUUAACUUUUUUCCUUUCAUAAUCUCUGCUCAUUAUAAUUCUCUAACAAGAACACUGAAAAGUCAGUUUGAUGCUUCUUUUAGUGUGAAAAUUUGCUUUUCUUUCUAAAAAGUCAUUUUAAAACAUGGAUUAGAGAAUUAUGAAUUUAAGGGAAAUGAUCUACUGUGUUGACAAACCAUCUGUUGAUGAUGGAGAUAGAAUAAAUCAUUUAAUCAGUAUAGCUAUGAUUGUAUGGUAAAUAAGAGGAAAUAUGCCAUUUUAAUAUUAUUGCCAUAAAAUUUUUAAGCUCAAUGGUUUGACUGUUAAGUCAAUUAAACAAUUCCUUAAAAACCUUUUGUGACAUUUUUGUAAUACACUCAAUGUUUUUAUUUGCAUGGUUAUGCAUACGUGACAAACCAGACAUGAUUCUUAUAUUGUGUUUCUUUCCUGUAUCAGUAUUUGUGUCGUGUGUGGCCAACCCUGAUUUCUACACUGUAUGACUAUUGUAAUGAUCCAGAUAUUCCUACAAUUAAUUGCAGUUUUAUCAUUAUGCAUUUUGGGGUUAAAUGAUGUGAAGUGUUUCCACCUAAUAAUAAUAAUAUUACCAUAUAAAAGUAUGACUAAAAGACUGACCCAAGAAAUGUGUUUUUGUUGCUAAUUAUUUUUAGAAAUCCAGCUGUCAUAGAAACAAAUCAAAAUGUUAUAGAAACAGUCUCAAAGAUAUGUUUAUUUGCUUUAAAUUCAAAAACUUAUGAAUUUAUUAUUGUUCAUCCUUUUUACUUUUUUUAUUGUAUACAGUCCCAAGUCAAUGUGUCAUGGGAGAAUCCAUAUGGCUGUGUUUCUUUGUAUGAUCUGAUCAUGCACUCAACGGUGCUAAGAAAAUUACCAGAUACCAGUAUGUCAAUUAUUAAAUCUUGUUUUACAUUACCAACUGACUAUCAUGUAAUGCAUAACCCUUUUCCAGUAAAUAAAUUGAAUAUCUUUUGUUCAUUCCA
Messenger RNA from Jaculus jaculus (lesser Egyptian jerboa), 8971 nucleotides. It is a transcript of the gene Bicd1, whose product is annotated as BICD cargo adaptor 1. NCBI's taxonomy places the organism in Eukaryota, Metazoa, Chordata, Mammalia, Rodentia, Dipodidae. Gene Ontology annotation, cellular component: cytosol; Golgi apparatus. Gene Ontology annotation, molecular function: dynactin binding; dynein complex binding; dynein intermediate chain binding. Bases 167 to 3103 code for a protein of 978 amino acids. The transcript has 11 exons. Gene Ontology annotation, biological process: regulation of microtubule cytoskeleton organization; positive regulation of receptor-mediated endocytosis; protein localization to organelle. The record is from RefSeq and is a predicted model, not a curated record.